UCUUCCUCUCUCUAAAAACGCAAGCUUGACGCAUUUAUUCUCUCUCAUGCACACACUGCACUCACUCUCACACUGUCAGUUGAAUUUAUGAUUUUGGUCCGUGGGCUCAGUUCAGUUCAUUCUGUUGUUUAAUGCAAAUGUGUUCUACUGUUUUUUUUCCUUCGUAUAAUUAAUAGAUUUUCACUUAUUUUCAGCAAUUGCAUGCACUAUUUUUGUUUCUGUUCUUUAUUAUAGCCAAGAAAUCAACCCCAAAUUUUGGUUAUAGGUAGAUAUUUUCACUUUUUUUUUUUCCUUCAAAAAUAUGAUGAUUGAACUUCAGCAAAUUUCUUGAAACGGUGAAAUUUUUAUAAUUCUUUUCAAGAAUCUACCGCUUGAAUUCUGAAAAUUUCUUGAAAAAGUGCAAAUUUCAUAUUUAGUUUUCUAGAAUCUGCUGCUUGAGUUUCUGUAAUUUUCUUGAAAAAGUGCGAAUUCCAUAUUUCUUUUCAAGAAUCUGCAACUAGAAUAUCUAUUAAUUUCUUGAAAAAGUGGAAAAAUUCAUUUUAUUCUUUUACCAAGAAUCUGCUUGCUUGAACUCUGCAAAUUUCUUGAAAUAUGCUGCACACAAAAUCAGAAUCUGAUAUCACUAGUUUAGCCCCAUCAUCUCCAUCAAGGUCUCCAAAAAGGCCAGUGUACUUUGUGCAGAGCCCUUCAAGGGAUUCUCAUGAUGGGGACAAGUCCUCCUCUAUGCAAGCAACUCCUAAUUUCAAUAGCCCAAUGGAAUCCCCUUCACACCCUUCAUUUGGGCGCCACUCUAGGAAUUCAUCAGCCAGUCGAUUUUCCGGGAUAUUUAGGUCAUCCUCAGGGCGUAAAGGGAACCGGAAAAGGAACGACAAGGGGUGGCCGGAGUGUAAUGUUAUCUUAGAAGAGGGAAACUAUGAUGAAUUUGAUAAUGAUAAGGCGUUUACUAGGAGAUGCCAGGCUUUGAUGGGUGUUUGUGGGUUUAUUGUUCUUUUUACUGUAUUUUGUCUGAUCAUUUGGGGUGCAGCCAGGCCUUAUAAACCAGAGGUUUCUGUCAAGAGUUUGUUGGUAAGCAACCUUUAUGUCGGAUCAGGUGCAGACUUCACUGGGGUUCCAACAAAAAUGCUGAAUGUGAAUGGAUCGUUGAGGAUUAGCGUGUACAAUCCGGCUACAUUUUACGGUAUUCAUGUUAGCUCGACGAAGUAUGAGUAA
Molecule: messenger RNA, 1209 nt
Organism: Olea europaea var. sylvestris
Lineage: Eukaryota; Viridiplantae; Streptophyta; Magnoliopsida; Lamiales; Oleaceae
Exons: 3
Coding region: 592-1209 (205 amino acids)
Source: RefSeq, a predicted model, not a curated record